Entelurus aequoreus (snake pipefish) is the source of this 4315-nucleotide messenger RNA. It is a transcript of the gene hsp90b1, whose product is annotated as heat shock protein 90, beta (grp94), member 1. The record is from RefSeq and is a predicted model, not a curated record. NCBI's taxonomy places the organism in Eukaryota, Metazoa, Chordata, Actinopteri, Syngnathiformes, Syngnathidae. Gene Ontology annotation, molecular function: ATP hydrolysis activity; ATP-dependent protein folding chaperone; ATP binding. Gene Ontology annotation, biological process: protein folding. The transcript is spliced from 29 exons. Bases 110 to 3919 code for a protein of 1269 amino acids.
UCUCACUGAGGGCGGUUCAUUGUCAGUUUGUCUACCGAGGAACGAUAAACGUGCUUUGACUCACCUUUUUUUGCUCCGAGCUGUUCACCAUCAGGCGAAAGAAGCUAAAAUGAGGCGGGUGUGGGCUUUAGGUCUGUUCGUCGCGCUGCUGGCCUUCGCUGCAGUGCGAGCUGAGGAUGAACUGGAUGUGGAUGGCGCAGUGGAAGAGGACCUGGGCAAGAGCAGGGAUGGCUCCAAGACAGACGAUGAGGUGGUUCAGAGAGAGGAGGAAGCUAUCCAGCUGGAUGGAUUGAACGCGGCCCAGAUUAAGGAACUCCGGGAGAAGUCCGAGAAGCACGCCUUUCAAGCGGAGGUCAACCGCAUGAUGAAGCUGAUCAUUAACUCCCUGUAUAAGAACAAGGAGAUCUUCCUCAGGGAGCUGAUCUCCAACGCGUCUGAUGCCCUGGAUAAGAUCCGCCUGUUGUCGCUCACCAAUGAAGAUGCAAUGGCCGCCAAUGAAGAGCUGACCAUCAAAAUCAAAUCCGACAAGGAGAAAAACAUGCUCCACAUCACUGACACGGGCAUCGGCAUGACCAAAGAGGACCUGGUGAAGAACUUGGGCACCAUCGCCAAGUCGGGCACCAGCGAGUUCCUGAACAAGAUGACCGAGAUGCAGUCGGAGGAUCAGUCCACCUCGGAGCUGAUCGGCCAGUUCGGCGUGGGCUUCUACUCCGCCUUCCUGGUGGCCGACAAGGUCAUCGUGACGUCCAAGCACAACAACGGCACCCAGCACAUCUGGGAGUCCGACUCCAACCAGUUCUCUGUCAUCGAGGACCCCCGCGGGGACACGCUGGGCAGGGGCAGCACAAUCACACUGGUGAUGAAAGAGGAGGCUUCAGACUUCUUGGAGCUGGAGACCAUCAAGAACCUCGUCACGAAGUACUCGCAGUUCAUCAACUUCCCCAUUUAUGUUUGGGCCAGCAAGACUGAGACUGUAGAGGAGCCCAUUGAGGAGGAUGCUGAGGCAGCAGAGGAACCAGAGAAAGAGGUGUCAGAAGAUGAUGUUGAGGUAGAAGAAGAGGAAGAAGAAGACAAAGACAAGCCCAAGACUAAAAAGGUUGAGAAGACCGUGUGGGACUGGGAGCUGAUGAACGACAUCAAGCCCAUCUGGACAAGACCCGCUAAGGAGGUUGAGGAGGACGAGUACAAGGCUUUCUACAAGACCUUCUCAAAGGACAGCGACGACCCUCUGGCUCACAUCCACUUCACCGCUGAGGGCGAGGUGACCUUCAAGUCCAUCCUGUUCGUCCCCAAGGCAGCGCCCCGUGGCCUCUUUGACGAGUACGGCUCCAAGAAGAACGACUACAUCAAGCUCUUUGUCAGGAGAGUUUUUAUCACCGACGACUUCAAUGACAUGAUGCCCAAGUAUCUCAAUUUUGUCAAGGGAGUGGUUGAUUCUGAUGACCUUCCCCUGAAUGUGUCCAGAGAGACUCUACAGCAGCACAAACUGCUCAAGGUUAUCCGCAAGAAGCUGGUGCGCAAGACGCUGGAUAUGAUCAAGAAGAUGGCAGAAGAGCACUACAACGACAAGUUCUGGAAGGAGUUUGGCACCAACAUCAAGCUGGGCGUCAUCGAGGACCACUCCAACAGGACCCGCCUGGCCAAGCUGCUGCGCUUCCAGACUUCCAACAGUGACACGGUGCUGGCCAGCCUGGAGCAGUACGUGGAGCGCAUGAAGGAGAAGCAGGACAAGAUCUACUUCAUGGCCGGCACCAACAAGAAGGAGGCGGAGGCGUCUCCCUUCGUGGAGAGGCUGCUGAAGAAGGGUUACGAGGUGAUCUACCUGACGGAGCCCGUGGACGAGUACUGCAUCCAGGCUCUGCCCGAGUUCGACGGCAAGCGCUUCCAGAACGUGGCCAAGGAGGGCGUCAAGUUUGACGAGAGCGACAAAGUCAAAGAGAAGCGCGAGGCUCUGGAGAAAGAGUACGAGCCUCUCACCACCUGGCUGAAGGAGAAGGCGCUCAACGAGAAGAUCGAAAAGGCCGUGCUCUCGCAGAGGCUCACCAACUCGCCGUGCGCCCUGGUGGCCAGUCAGUACGGCUGGUCGGGCAACAUGGAGAGGAUCAUGAAGGCCCAGGCUUACCAGACCGGAAAAGAUAUUUCCACAAAUUACUACGCCAGCCAGAAGAAAACCUUAGAAAUCAACCCCAAACAUCCGCUCAUCAAGCAGAUGCUCAAACGGGUCAAUGACAACGCCGAGGACCAGACGGCGUCCGACCUGGCCACCGUCCUCUUCGAGACGGCCACCCUGCGCUCGGGCUACCAGCUGGCCGACACCAAGGCGUACGGAGAGAGGAUAGAACGCAUGCUGCGGCUCAGCAUGAACGUCCCUCUGGAUGAGGAGGUGGAGGAAGAACCAGAGGAAGAACCUGAAGAGCCAGCAGAUAAUGAAGAUGAAGAUGAUGAUGAUAAUGAAGAAGAGACCGAAGGAGCUGAGGGAGAUGACGUUGAUGAAGAAGAAACGGAGCGGCGUUUAAUUUGCUCCUACGCAAUCAUUGGACGGGCGGUUGCCAUGGAAACCCGGGGUCACAUGCUUCUUCCUCUUCAUCGCCAUGCUGCGCUUUUUUUAACCCGCACGGACCUCGGGUUUCCUCCCCCCCCCCCCCCUACCCCCGCUGCGCACAUUCGGCCUGCCGCCUCGGGAGCACCUCCGCCCCGCAGAGCGGCCCUGAUCACAGGAAUGAGUAUAGAAAUCCCCGAGGGACUGACGGAGCUGUUGCAGAGCUUUACCGUGGAAGUGCUGAGGAACCAGCCCGGGGACCUGCUCGACUUCGCCCUGCAGUACUUCACCCGACUCAAGGCCGGGGAGAGCCAUGAGUCGCACUCCAACGCCCGCGCCGGGAAAGCGGUCAAUUUCCUGGACCAGGCCGUGCGGAUCGACGCGGAGGACAGCGAGGAGGAGGAGGACGACGACGACGAGGAUUUUGAAGCACCGGUAAUAAAUCGAUUCAUCAGGAGAGCAUCAGUGUGCGCCGAGGCCUUCAACCCUGAUGAAGAUGAGGAUGACAAAGAGCCAAGGGUCACCUAUCCCAAAACAGAUGAGCAGAGGCAGAGACUACAGGAAGCCUGCAGGGACAUUCUGCUAUUCAAGAACCUGGAUCCUGAAGAGAUGUCUCAGGUGUUGGAUGCCGUGUUUGAGAAGUUCUGCGCGGAAGGGGAACACAUCAUUGACCAGGAUGACGACGGGGACAACUUCUAUGUUAUUGAAAGUGGGACCUUCAGCAUUUAUGUGAAGGUGGACGGCACAGAGAAGCUGGUGGGUUGCUACGACAACCGAGGCAGCUUUGGCGAAUUGGCGCUGAUGUACAACACUCCCCGGGCUGCCACCAUCGUCGCCAACUUGCCCGGAGCCCUGUGGUGCCUCGAUCGUCUGACGUUCAGGAGGAUCAUCGUGAAAAACAACGCCAAGAAGAGGAAGCUGUACGAGGCGUUCAUGGAGACUCUCCCCCUGCUCACGUCGCUGGAGCUCUCAGAGAGGAUGAAAGUGGUGGACGUCAUAACCACCAAAGUCUACUGCGACUCGCAGCGGAUCAUUGCGCAGGGAGACUCGGCAGAUUGUUUCUACAUUGUCGAGUCCGGCCAAGUACGGAUCACCAUAAAGAGAAGCAGGACGAAAAAUGACCAGGAUGAAGAGGAAGUGGAAAUCGCCACGUGCUCCAGGGGCCAAUAUUUCGGGGAACUGGCGCUCGUCACCAACCAGCCCCGAGCUGCAUCCGCCUACGCUGUGGGAAGCGUCAAAUGCUUGGUGAUGGAUGUUCAAGCCUUUGAGCGGCUGCUGGGCCCGUGCAUGGACAUCAUGAAAAGGAACAUUGCAAACUACGAGGAGCAGCUACUGACCCUGUUUGGAAGUAGCACCGACAUCGAGCAGCAACGCGCAUGAAAGGCGGACCACCAGUCGGCGGACGACGCAGAAGGCUCCUUUCCCCGCCCUAUGGCCAUUUUCAAACAGCUUUUCUUACAAGACGACGAUGACGAGACUUAACGGCUUGAGUGUUGGAAGUUAAGUAACGUGCGCCCGAAAGUUGCUUGAAGCCCCUUUUCCAUUCGAGUCCUCUCACCCGUGCGUCCCCCCCACCUUGUUUGCGUAUUGAACACACCGCUGGUGAAACAUGAGGUAAAAAAAUAAAUUUAAAAAAGUCGACGCGAGGGACCUUUUCUCCAUUUCUGUGUUUGACGAACGUUAGGGGUGUAACGGUACACAAAAAUGUCGGUUCGGUACAUACCUCGGUUUAGAGGUCACGGUUCGGUUCAUUUUCGGUACAGUAAGAAAACAACA